CCUGCUCCCCACAUGCAGCUUGGUUCCUCUCCGUGAUUUCUUCGCCAUGAGCUGCCUGGAUGUGAUGUACCAAGUGUUUGGUCCUCAGCCUUACUUCAGCUCCUACAGCCCCUAUCACCACCAGAAACUGGCCUUGUAUUCCAAAAUGCAAGACCCCCAGGACGGCGGCAGCCGGCUCGGCCCCCCGGGCCACCCGGCCAUCAAAGAGGAGGACAAGGAGCUGCCGCCGGGAGCCGAGUACCUGAGCUCCCGCUGCGUCCUCUUCACGUACUUCCAGGGAGACAUCAGCGCCGUGGUGGACGAGCACUUCAGCCGAGCCCUGAGCCACACAACGGCGUACCCCACCUCAAGCAGCCACAAGGCCCUAAGAGAUGGAUCAUUCCCUAUGAGCCAGAGAAGCUUCCCUCCAUCCUUCUGGAACAGCUCCUACCAGCCGUCGGUGUCCUCCACGCUGGGCAGCGCUCUGUCAGCUCCACACUCAGAGCUCCCCUUCCCUGGGGACCCCUACUCCUCCGCCUCGCUGCACAGCCACCUCCACCAGUCCAGCCCUGACGCCUGGCACCCAUCCCAUCACCACCACCAUCACCACCACCACCCCUACUCACUAGGGGGCGCUAUAGGCACACAAGGCUCAGCGUACUCACGUCCAGGGGUUCACGAGAUGUACGGCACGGCGUUCGACCCGCGCUACGGUUCUCUGCUGGUGCCGUCGGUGAGGCCUCAUCACCGCCUGACGUCGGGCAGCUCGGUACCGGGGCCCAGCUCCUCACCCUGUGACCUGGGAGGGAAGGGGGAGUCGGGGUCGGGUUCGGCCUGGAGCGGCGCCUUCACCGGAGCCGGAGCAGAGAUCGGACUCAACAUGGACACAGCUCGGUGCUACGGCGGACUGUGCGGCAGCAGCACAGCCCUGCUGAGCUGA
Messenger RNA from Chelmon rostratus (copperband butterflyfish), 919 nucleotides. RefSeq names its product vestigial-like family member 2a (gene vgll2a). The transcript is spliced from 4 exons. NCBI's taxonomy places the organism in Eukaryota, Metazoa, Chordata, Actinopteri, Chaetodontiformes, Chaetodontidae. Bases 47 to 919 code for a protein of 290 amino acids. Gene Ontology annotation, biological process: regulation of transcription by RNA polymerase II. Gene Ontology annotation, cellular component: nucleus. The record is from RefSeq and is a predicted model, not a curated record.